AUGGGCAAGCAGGGUAAAUGCAGCCACGACGCCGAGGCGUGCUACCCUCCGGGGCCCGCCGGCGGCGGCGCGAUGUAUCCGUACAUGAUCGAGAGCCCGCAGCUGCGGUGGGCCUUCAUCCGCAAGGUGUACGUCAUCGUGUCGCUGCAGCUGCUGCUGACGGUGGCCGUCGCCGCGGCGGUCAACCUCGUGGGCCCCAUCAGGGUCUUCUUCCGCGCCCGCACCCCGGCCGCGAUCGCCGCCUUCGUCCUCAUCAUCCUCUCCCCCCUCAUCGUGAUGAUCCCGAUGAUAUAUUGGCGGAAGCGGCACCCGAUCAAUCUCGUGCUCCUCGCGCUCUUCACCGUCUGCGUCAGCUUCGCCGUCGGGCUCGGCUGCCUAUCCGCCAAAGGGAUCGUGAUCCUGGAGGCGGCGGGGAUAACGAUGGUGGUGGUGGUCGGGCUGACCCUCUACACGUUCUGGGCAGCCAAGAGAGGCUACGACUUCGAGUUCCUCGGCCCCUUCCUCGUCGCCGCGUGCCUCGUCCUCCUGCUCUACUCGCUCGUCCAGAUUCUGUUCCCGAUGGGCAGGACGAUGACACUGGUGUACGGCUGCGUCGCCGCGCUGGUGUUCUCAGGCUUCAUCAUCUACGACACCGACAACCUCAUCAAGCGCUACACCUACGACGAGUACGUCGCCGCGGCCAUCGAGCUCUACCUCGACAUCAUCAACCUCUUCCAGGCGAUCCUCGCCAUUCUUGAAGCUGCCGAUGGAUAAGAGGAUCAGCCUGUUCUGCCAAUUUGUGAGCACACCAGAUCAUAUGUAACGUACCAAGAUGGGUUGCAAACUUGCAAGACAAUUUGUACCGUAUAGAUAGGGUCGAACAGAACCGCCGUGAUUGGACAUUUACAAGGAAAUAUUGCCAAUCCAAUUCAUUACUCUACAUCACAG
This is a messenger RNA of Phragmites australis (common reed), 927 nucleotides long. RefSeq names its product protein LIFEGUARD 2-like. The coding region runs from base 1 to 753 and encodes 250 amino acids. NCBI's taxonomy places the organism in Eukaryota, Viridiplantae, Streptophyta, Magnoliopsida, Poales, Poaceae. The transcript has 4 exons. The record is from RefSeq and is a predicted model, not a curated record. Gene Ontology annotation, cellular component: membrane.